AUGCGCUCCACCGAUCUGUCGCCGGCACCCCAGAGUACGGGAAGAGGCGCGGCGGUCGUACAGAAUGACAAUACUGCGGCCUCUGCUUUUCCAGACGAUCCCACCACAGCCCGAGCAGCAGCAACAGCAGCAGCAGCAGCAGCAGAGAUGCCCGUCGCAUAUCCCUCGUCCUCCAUUCUCUAUACACUCUUGCAGGACCUUGGGCUGACGGCAACAGCGCAGGCCCUGUGUGAAGAACUCCAACGACAGCAGUCACACACCGUGCGGCUAUCACCACCCUCCGUCCCCUCCCUGCCGUCGCAGGUGAGCGAAGUCUUCGUCGCCUUGUCCCACGGCAACGGAGCGACAUCCCCCCACUCCCUCGGGACGUUGCCGUCGCCACCACCGUAUACAGCAGAUGUGUCAUCUUCCAGACACAAGGCCCAUGCCCCGACAUCCUCCUCCGUGGAGCCACUGCCAGCCAGCGUGGCAACUGCAUUCCCUGUGACGGCUGUGCAAUGUGCUACUCCCGUAUCACCCAGAUCGAGCCUCGCUGGUGUCACCAGCGAGGAGCUGCAGCGUAAGUUGCAGUCGCACUGUCAUACCUCCCAGUGUACAAGGGCGAUCGCUAGCCUUGCUGCCUGCGCUAUCGAGCCUCUUCUGGUACUGUCGGCCGCCUCCCCUGCCUCCGCCUCCACAACCGCCAUCGCCACACCGUUGCAGCUCGUGGACACACUGACAACCCUAUGGCGCGCUGAUCUGCGCACAGCCUCUGGGGUGGCCGAUGCUGCUGUAGCAGUCGGGGGGAACAGCCACCGAGAUGAUGCGUUCCAAGUUGCCGCCCUCAUCGCACGGGCGGCGUGGUGUGAAGUGCGCAUCACGGAGCUCGUCUUCACGCAGGAAUUACACCUCGCUUACACCUCCGCAGCGGCGACUGCUCCGUCAGCGGCUGGGCAGCCACUGCAGGAGGCCCAACGUGAGCUUGUGGAGGUUGCUGGUCAACUGGUGGCGGCGUUGCAGGAGCUACGCACAGCAUGCGGAGCUGCCGUGGCGCGGGGACACGGAGCGUCUGCUCCUUCAUCUGUCGCCUCAGACGUUUCUUCCACCCAGGUGGGUGUCGUGAUUGCCUCCUCGAUAGUAUCUCACCUGCACAGCAAGUCCAUCGGUUGGCUGCGCAACGCGGAGUGUGUCAUGGCGUGGGUGCUGCGUCGUCAUGGCGCCUUUGAUCCAUCGGCAGAUGCCGCGCAAACGUCAUCGGGGGCGCAGCAGCAGCAGCAGCGUAAGCGAAGGUGCCUCGAGCCUCCCGCCACAGCCACAUCGUCUGAGCUCUCGCCUGACCAGGUGUGUAGCAGCGUCGCUUCACCACUUCUGAAGCCUCUGCAGGAUGUUAUUCUGGGCUUUUCCACUGUCACCUCAGCGCCUGCGCCGUCCUACCAGCAGUGCCUCGAUGCCGAGAUCGAGCGGUCGGCAGCGACGCAGGUAAAGAGCGGAGUGGCACGAGAAACUGAACCAAUACCGGCGGCGGCCUCCCGCGGUGCGUGUGUCUUCUCCUCCGUCCGCAUCCCAGUCACCGUGCGGGUGGCGAUGACGGUGCAGCGCGUGAAGCUGCUGCUCACCUUAAUUAGCGCGCUUGUGUACAACGGCGAGGACUCCAUCCUCUGCGUGCUGGGAGCCGCUGCGGCCGAUCGGAUUCGCACUUGGUGGACUCGCCAGAGUGCAAUGUUGGCGCAGUUCUUGGUGCAGUGUGCGCACCAGCUGAAUAGUAUAUUGACUCCAUCCCUUGCGCAUUCAUCUGCUGGGGUGCAGGCCGCUCCGCCGCCACGGCUCCGAGCCCUCUCUGCCGCGUCCGAGGCGGUCGUGCUUUCCUUGCAAGACCAGCUUGAGGCGCUGGCAGCGGAAGUUCUGCUAUGCGCGUACCCGGCCGCGGCCAUCGCAUCGCCGGGGCUGCAGGGCAAUCGGCUCGCUCUCUGUAUGCGCUUGAUGAACGCGAUCCAGAAGGCGCACGACACUCGCACGGCGCGUCUGGAUUGGUAUGCGCUGAAAAAGUGCACCGCAACAUCAGCAGCAGCAGCAAACACCGCGAUGUCUUCCAGGUCUCCCCUCUCUGCACUCACCGACGUCGUCCUCAGCCCUCUCUCCAGCGCCAGCAGCCCGACGUACGAUAGCGAAGUCUCGCCCAUUACAUCCCCUGCAUGGACUCUGCGCGUGCCAAGUCCGCCCGGCUCGGAUCUGCGCAUGGCAGCCGAGCCACCAAUGUCAUCCACGCUGGCGCACCGGAGCAGCAUUGGCAACGACAUCAGCAGCAUAUCCGACUCGCUGGAAGCCGCCCGCACUGCGGCUCAAGUCCUCCAGUGGAAGCCCCACUUCACCCAACUCCUCGCCACCAUUGCCACGGGGCGCUGGCAGGCACAGUAUGAUGCACCGCAGACGCCCUACCCCGGCUCUCGCUACCACCGUUUGCGCCUCCACAUGAAGGACGCCCUGCGGCACGCACAAGAGCUGCUUCGGUUGCAGCCGCGCUUUCAGGUCGGGGCGCGCGGUGUCGUCUAUCCUCCCCACCCUACUCUCGGCAGCGACCCGGACGCUGGCGUCCCGCUCUCAGUGGUGGAGCAGCUGCCGCGCAUGCUGCAACUGGCCACACUGCAAGACGCACGCGUGCUGCAGAGGUGCGUGGAACAUCGACUGGCUCGAGAGGCGAAGUCUAGUGGACGCAGUGCAGUGCCCGCAGAGAUCAGCACAAUCGGUGAUAGUAGCGGUGGUGCAGCAGUAGUGCCAGCGGCGUCGUUGACAAGUCAGCAUGGCGUGUCGCCUGCGUUAGUCGCACACCCACGGACGACUGGGCUCAACAUCAACACCCGCACAAGCGAGUAUCGCAGCGCAACUUCUGUGUUGGCUGCGGCCACUGUGACGGCGAUCAGGCGUCCCCACAUUUCUACACCGACGGAGGAGCCCGCCACGCCCGCCAGCGCGAGGCCGUCAGAAGGGCAGAGAGACGCCACUCUGCGCAGAGGGACGGGUGCAGGUGUGCGCGGCACUGACGCGUCAACGUUGUCGACCACUGAAGAGGUGGUAAUGACGGAGGCACAAGCGUCCUCACCUCCGUUGCCAGUGCCGUCGGAGGCGGAGCCCAGUAGCAGUAGGAUCAGUCCCCCCGACACCGAGACAGGCUCCUUCGCCCUUGACGCGGCGGCUGCCGGCGUGACAACCUCGCCAGAGCCGCAGUGGGAGAAUGGUGACGAGGAGAACGACGAGGAGGAAGGUGCAGUAGAGGACCCGCAGCUUGACCGCUGGCACUUGCAAGACGAGGAGGCGCAAGAGGAGCUUGAAGAGGUCGACGAGGAAGCGGCUGCCGUGCUUGACGAGGGCGACGACAUUGACUGGGCGCAGAGCGAAGCCCAAGAGGAGGAAGAGGGGGAGGAGGAUGCGGAAGAGGCCGGGUCUCAGGCGUCCUCAGCCGACAUGGACUACGAACGUGCCGAGGAUGACAUGAAAGAGGAGGUGGAGUGCAUCGAGGCAACGCCGGAUGGGCGGCUGCUCGCGCUGCUCACUGCGCGCGGGCGGCUCAUGGUGCUUCGGCUGCAGCCUCACGACUCGAUACGGCACUAUGAAGAGGAAGUUCUCAUCGACACCAGCCUCCCAAACAUGCCGUCGCGUGAGAAGCGACUGCAGUGGUAUGAGUCACUGAGCUCCUUCGUGCACUUCUCUCCCUGCCACCGCUUCGUCCUCGCUGCGGUGCAGUUCGCCGCGGUGGAGCUGAAGCCGAGCUCGGUCUGUGCGAUAGCCCGUGCGCAGAGUGGGGGCGCUGGACAGCUCAAUAUAUACUCGCUUCAUCGUAACGGCGACGACAGCGAGGAAACCGACAGCGACGGCGGUGGUGAUCUCGAGCCGGAGGACCAGAGCAGUGCGUCAGCAGCAAUCGUUGGCAUCCGUGAGCGCCUUCAUAACCUAGUUGGCCCUGUCACCGACCGGCUCUACGGGACCUUCCAUCCUCACAGCGGGCCCUGUCUGUCGGCGCGCUGGGUGGACCCGCGCUGGUGGGGAGGAGGUCGCCGCAGCAGGUGGGCCAACAGCGCCAUUGAGCCGCUGAACAGCACAAGCGCAGCAGCAACAGUCCUGGUACACUGCAUGAAGAGGGGCGAAGUAGCAGGGAAGAGCAUCGGCCCCCUCCCACCUGCUAAAGGCUUGGCGGCAGAGCACAGCACAGUACCGAAGAGUUGGCGUGCUGCGGCUGGUGUGCUGCUGAGCGAGUACCAGUGCGUCUCGGUUGGCAUAGACGACCUCAUUCUACGCUGGCUUCCAGCCUGCGGCGUGGUGUUGCAGCGCAUCUUGGCGGAGCCCGUGCAAGACAUCGUCGUGUCACCGCUCAUGGCCGCCUUCUACGUGACGAGCGACAGCGGCGACCUCUACAUGUACGACGCCUGGGAUGAACGCAACGUCACGGACGGUCACCCCUGUGGCGCUGGCGGGAAUGCAGACUCGUGCAACAUGUAUAACAAGAACCCGAGCACCGCGCCGAGUCGCCGCCUUAUCCUUCCCGUUACGGAGGAGGGCCACCCGAUCUUUCACCGUGUUGGCCGCACGCAGCAGCAGCAAACAAGAGUGGUCCCUGCGUCGGACACGCUUGAGGACCCUGAUGCCGCUGACCAAGUGUACUCCAACCGCUCCUCCGCGCACUACACAGGUCCUGUGACGCCUGUGUUUCAGCGAGUCGUGGACCCGUCGAGAGGGACGUCAGGAUCGCAGCUGCACGGACCUUUCCACCCUCACCAUUCCUACUACAGUGAAAACAUCGCAGAUGUGCAGGACGGCUUCUCGGGCGGCGAGGACGAUGGUGGUGAAGAGGGAAGUGAGGCCACACAGUCGCGCCUUACCAGGGGGCCAGUGCAGGACAGCAGUCACUGUAGAAGUGGCGGUCAGGCGAAGACAGGCGCCGACAGCGUCGGGUGGACAAGGCUUCCACAGCACCUGCGCUGGCUAUUACCGCAUCAUUGGGCGGCACACACACCGUGGGAUGCGCAGCUGGGUCGCCGAAUCAUACGUAACCUGCUUCGUCAGACGCACACAGCAACUCCCACUGACACCGGUGAGCUGUUCUACGAGCGCGACGCGGAGACCCCAGACGUCCCGGCAACUUUGGCGGGGGCAGGUAAUGAGGGCGACCAGCCCUCGCUGACAGAUGAGCAGGGAAGCCCUGGUGACGCGCAUGGUCGCCGCCACGGGCAUGCCGAAAGGAAUGCAGCGUAUGGCAAUAGCAGCAGCCGGCAAGACGCCUCCUCCAGCGACGAGGAUGGCAGUCAUGACACCGCGGAGCGGGAGUACGCGUACACGAACGGCGCGGACUACGACGACGACGACGAUGGCGCCCGCCGUCCGCUUCCGUCGAGCGUAAUUUACGGGGGCGGCCGCAGCCACAUCGCAAGCGAGGCCACCGCUGCAGCAGCGGCUGGGGCGAAAGGAAUACCAGUCUCCGUGCUAGAGUGCGCUGCGCACCCGACGCCUGCGCGUGGGCCUCUUCAGCGUGCAUACUACCCUAGCGGCACCUGUCUCGUGUACAAGAGCGUCGCCAAGGCUCUCUGCAACACCGGAGACCUCACGGAUCGCCAGAUGCAGAACGAGAUGGGGCCCGGUGGGUCGACGCAUCACCUGCUCAACAUGGCCUUCUCUGGGGAACCCCAGUGGAUGUCAGAGCAGCGGCUGUGGGACCGUGAGGCGGAGGAAGCCGGAGCAUCCCAGAUGUGGCAUCGCAGCUCUCAUCAAAGCGGUGCCGCGGCAGACUACAACGACUGCGGCGACGCGUACGACGGCGCAACGCGGCAGCAACGCAACGGCGACACCGGCCCCAACACAUUCGAUAGGCCAUCUGCGCCACUCACUCAGUGGUCAACAGCCGCGCUGGCUCGCCUGCUCCUGUGGAAGGACUACUUCAGCACCUCUCACCACCUCGCCGAACCAAAGGCUGAAACAUGGGCACAGUGGGAGUCCGACGUCCUUGCCACCACAUACCACGCGGACGUGUUGCCACUGUCGUACUCUCGCCUAGCAGGGAGCUCGAGAGAGCCGCGCUGGUCGGCGGCGGAGUUGCUCGCUGCACGUGGAUACCUCGGACCUCGUGACGCGUGGCGCCACUGCGCGCCUACAUCACAGCGCGGCUUGGCCGCCACGGCCCGAAAUGGCCGGUACCUUUGCAUUAUGGCCUCUGUCGGUCCGUACCGCAAGCUGGUGAACCCGCGCGAGCCUCUGCGCGACAUGCCUGGCCUCUACGCGUGCGUUGUGUUCGACGUCUACGCAGGUGCAGUGCUGCGCGUCAUCCCUGUGUGUCCGACGGAGCUCAGCGGGCUGCGCGGACGGUGCAUGUGGACGUCGGAGCGGCACGAGAGCGACCCCAAGGCACCGAUUUACCGCCUGCCGUGCACCGUGACGGUGGUGCCGCUGCCUGCCUCAUCCGCAGCAAGGGCAACAGCAGGGAAGGGCACGAGUCAGUCCUCGCCGGCGAGAGCGUGCGGAGGCUCAAACGAGUUGCCAAGGGGGUUGCACUCGAGCAGAAACCUGCCGGCUGCCGCAUCUUACAAUGAGGGCGUCGUUGGAGAUGAGGAGGACGGUGAGCCGGCGGAAGUGGUCGCGCUCACGAUUGGCGGCCUCGGGAAUUGCGUGUAUGUUUUCGACGCCCUCAGUGGCCGACGUCUCGCGCUGGAGGAGGAAACGACGCGCCACUGCGGCGAAUCCGCUGCGGCUGCGUACGAGGCGUCCGUACUGGCGGCCAAGGCGCGGACGAAAGCCGGAGGCGCGCGAUCAGAGAGCGUGAGGCCAAAUUUUGUCUCACCGAUGCCUCACAUAGCGGCGACGCCGGCGGCUGCGCCAACUGGGCCGUCGUCGUUGUCGUUGGCCUCUGUCACCGCGGCUUCUCGUACUCUCCCUGCAUCGAUUCGGAAGCCGGCGGACGUGCUCGCCUCCGUCGCGACGUGGGGUCGUGGCACCGGUUUCGAUGGCAUCACAGACAGGUCGUCCUCGACAGCAUCCAGCCCAGACCCGUCACCGAUGCGUGGGAUGGGCGUCAUUGGCGAAGAAAGUUCCAUCAGUGUACAGCCAAACCAUUCCACCCCCGACACAGAGACAGCAGUAGCAGCAGCAGCCUUAGCAAUGCCUGAGGCGGUCGCCCAAUCCGGCGCACCAGUGCCGUGGCUGCUACAGGACACUGGCCUAUCGCAACUACAGGGGUGGCAUUUGCGCGGCAUUCUCUGGUGGGUCCACAAGCACCCUCAGCCCUCCACACUGUACGGCGGCGGCGACGACGGCGGCGGAGCGACAGACGAGCGCGAUGCGAGUUGGAGUCUGGACAGCCCCUCGUGGGGCGAAGCAGGCGCGCCUGCAAAUGGCGGUAGUGUGAGCGGGAACAGCAGCACCCGUGCCGCGGCCACACGCUUGCGAGGCACCGUGACGAACGGGGGCGCCUCCAACAACGCAGUUGCCCCGUCGUUGUCGUCCACCUCCUCCACGUCGGCGGCCAGUUCUGCCUUGUCCUUCUUUUAUCAAACGCUGCUCGGUGUGUCAGGUAUGACGGGCAGCGCUGCGGUGCCCCCACCCCCUGCGUCGUCUGCCACGUCGGCUCAACCGCACUUCCGACAGGCGCGCGCAGCCGGGUCGUCGCCCUCAGCUCUCAGCGCAGCAGCAGCCCGCGCGGUAUAUCCCUCCUAUGGCCCAGCGUGGCGACAGCGUCGCCGUCGUCUGCUCGAGCGGCUGCUACGCCACUACGACGUCGGAAUGCUCUGGCAGGCGUACGUCACGCUCUUUUGUGUGUCGACAACGGCGACGAACUCACUGGCGCCACAGUCGGCGGUUCACUCGCUCGUGCAGUGGGCGCUGUCGACAGACAGGGCGGCCACAACCGCAGCUGCUUUGCUCGGACCGUCUGACAGCCACACCCGAUGGAUCUGGUGUUUGACUCAUGCCUCCCAAGCAGAUAGCAAGGGUCCCUCCGCGCCAUCGAAGCAGCUGCGCCUGCCCGGAAACACGGGGAGACGAGAGAUGGUGCGCAGCCAUGACCUCCAGCACAGUGGUGUGGGUGGCGGAGGCACCAAUGGGGGUGUGAAUACCCGCAGCACCAUCCCAUUUGCGCAGAUUCUCCAGCAGCGUGAAGACUUCAUGGCUGAGCUGCAGGCGCUGGAUGCGCAGCAGCAGCAGCAGCAGCAGCAGGCAGCGGCUUCGCCGGCGCGGUCGUGUGUCAGCGAUCAAGCAAAAUCGCUCCUCUCUUGCGUGCGUGACCAAGCCAUGGCGGAGGGUACGCUUCCUCUCGCCGCAAAGGCACGUGGCGCGCAGCAGCAGCAGCGAUCCACCGCAGCGGCAGUGGCCCACGAGUCGUCAUCCCCUGCAGCGGUCAGGCUGCCGCCCUCGCACCAUCAAAACCAGCUCCAUGUGGAGGUUGUCAACUGCGUAGCCACGUGGUUCGAUGCGAAUGGCGGCUUCUAUGUUUGUUGCGGCUCGGAAGAUGGCGGGCUGUACAUCAUGGGCGGCAACGUAACGGAUUAG
Messenger RNA from Leishmania braziliensis MHOM/BR/75/M2904, 8502 nucleotides. Lineage: Eukaryota; Euglenozoa; Kinetoplastea; Trypanosomatida; Trypanosomatidae. The record is from the annotation of a RefSeq genome assembly.